Messenger RNA from Ictalurus furcatus (blue catfish), 2131 nucleotides. RefSeq names its product CCZ1 homolog, vacuolar protein trafficking and biogenesis associated (gene ccz1). Gene Ontology annotation, biological process: vesicle-mediated transport. Bases 268 to 1710 code for a protein of 480 amino acids. Lineage: Eukaryota; Metazoa; Chordata; Actinopteri; Siluriformes; Ictaluridae. The transcript has 17 exons. The record is from RefSeq and is a predicted model, not a curated record. Gene Ontology annotation, cellular component: intracellular membrane-bounded organelle; Mon1-Ccz1 complex.
CGGUUACAUACGGUGUCCUGUCAGAACCCGGAAGUAUGUUCGAGCGCGUUAGAGGUUUCCUCAUACAGAUUUUCUCCUUGGAGGAGGGUCUUUGAGCAUAGUAGCAGAUCACUGUUCUCCCAUGUUUGUUUGUUUUACACAUACGAUAACAAACUUGGCCGUUUGUGUUCUCUGUCGCAAUGUUGUAAGACACCCGCAUGUUUUUGAUUAAAGGCAUGCCCAUCAGGCUGCUUCAAGGGAGGACGAACGAACUUCAGACACACUCAAAUGCUGAUGAUCAGUCCAAGAAUGGCUUCUGGAAUGCAAGAAAAACAGUACACCCCUUCUCUGCUUAGUUUUUUCAUCUACAACCCUAAGUUUGGACCACGUGAAGGAGAGGAGGAGAAAAAGAUCUUAUUUUAUCAUCCCUGUGAUGUGGAGAAAAAUGAAAAGAUUCGCAAUGUUGGACUCUGUGAGGCCAUUGUUCAGUUUACUAGGACCUUCUGUCCCACAAAGCCAGCAAAAUCUCUUCACACUCAGAAAAACAGACAAUUCUUCCAUGAGCCUGAGGGGAAUUUCUGGAUGGUCAUGGUCGUACGGAACCCAAUGGUAGAAAAACCCAGCAAAGAUGGAAAACCACCGACUAUAGAAUACCAAGAAGAGGAAAUUCUGGACACUGUUUAUGGUGCAGUAUUACAGCAGUGCUACAGCAUGUAUAAGCUUUUCAAUGGCACUUUCAUCAGGGCAUUUGAAGCUGGUGGAGUGGAGCUACUUACCCAAAAGCUUGAAAAGUUCUUCUACAGGUACAUACAGACACUGCACCUCCAGUCAUGUGACCUGCUGGAUGUGUUUGGAGGAAUCAGCUUUUUCCCCCUGGACAAAAUGACAUACCUGAAGAUCCAGUGUUUUGUCAACAGAGUGGAGGAAAGCUUGAAUUUGGUCAAAUACACUGCCUUUCUCUACAAUGACCAGCUCAUCUGGAGCGGGCUGGAGCAGGAUGACAUGCGUAUUCUUUACAAAUACUUGACGACAUCACUGUUUCCAAGGCACACCGAACCUGAGCUCGCAGGCAGGGACUCGCCUCUGAGACCGGAGGUGACAGGGAAUCUGUUGCACUAUGGCAGGUUUUUAACUGGACCAGCCAACCUAAAAGAUCCAGAUGCGAAAUUCAGGUUUCCAAGAAUAUUUGUGAACACGGAGGACAAUUACGAGGAGCUACAUUUGAUAGUUUACAAGGCCAUGAGUGCUGCUGUGUGCUUCAUGGUAAAUGCAUCAGUGGAACUGACGCGAGAGUUUUGCGAGCAGCUGGAUGCACUGGUCGGCCCUCAGCUCACACUGCUAGCCUCAGAUAUUUGUGAACAGUACAACAUCAACAAGAGGAUAUCAGGGCCAGAAAAGGAGCCCCAGUUUAAGUUCAUCUACUUCAACCAUAUGAACUUGGCUGAGAAGAGCACCAUCCACAUGCGCAAAACAGCUAGCGUGUCCCUCACCUCUGUCCACCCUGACCUCAUGAAGAUCCUUGGAGACAUCAACAGUGAUUUUGCACGGGUUGAUGCAGAUGAGGAAAUCAUUGUAAAAGCGAUGACUGACUACUGGGUAGUGGGCAAGAAAUCAGAUCAGAGAGAGCUAUAUGUCAUUUUGAACCAGAAGAAUGCCAAUUUAAUUGAAGUGAAUGAAGAGGUGAAGAGGCUUUGUGCAACACAGUUUAAUAACAUUUUCUUCUUGGAUUGAGGACGAUAAAAGAGAGACCGUGGGAUAUGGCCGCACUACAAACUGUCAGCUGUUCAUGUUUUAAUGACAGCAUCAGUGUAAUGCAAUAAUUGCAUUGUAAAAAUGAAUUUUCAUAUUAUGCAAUUUUUAAAAGAUUUUUAUUUAAUCUGUACAAAAAAAAGACUGCAUUCUUGUAAUUAAUUAGAAAAUUUAAAUCAAAAUUUUACUGUAUAUAUAAUAUCGACAUCAGCUUUUUGUUCCAUUUUCUUUUUAUUUCUGCUUAAUUUGACAGAAUGGUCAUAGCGUAAUUAAACUGUGCAUUAAUUGAAUCAGUUUAUAUUUAUGUCGUUUAAACUGUCGUUGAUGCUGUUAUGUCAUCUUCAUUAUAGUUUGUUAAGGUUUUCCACUUUUUUCAAUUGGCAUUAAAUUUUAAUUCACUCCA